AUGUGGGUUUCAUGUCGUGCGACACUCGGACUUUGUGCUCGUCUUCUAGACCACAAAUCGCACACUCUUCUUCGCCUUCUUGACUCCCUUGGUGUCUCUCUUCAACGCGCCGCGUCGCUUCUUGUCCUCCAGCAUCAGUUUCAAAAAGUCCAUGGACAGCGACAUGUCGAGCGAGAUCUGGUUGUGGUUGUGAGAUGCAGAGGUGUUGAGGUUGGGGGGGUUCAGGCAGAUGCUCAUAAUGUGGUGGUGGUGAUGGUGGUGGUGGUGGUGGUGGUGUGGUUGUGGUUCUCAAGUAUCGUCUUGAAUAUUGAUGGCUUUUUUACUAGAGGCUAUCGUUUGAGAUGUUUGUGGGGUGUGUUUGUGUCGUCUAGCAGGGUGUUGCUUGUCUUGGCUAGUCUGACUGGUCGUAUAUUAAUGCUUGGUCGUUGUGGAUUUGUGUGGUUGUAUUUUUUCACCUCUUUCUGGUGGAGUCCCUCCUCCUAUAUAUCUCUCCCAUUGUCUGGGUCAGAUCGGGCUGUGGUGGGCCAUUGCAGCCAAACCUUGACUGGCGUUGCAUAUAUUGGUCUGUCAAACAAGAGCCUGACGCAGGGAGUCAUGCAUGGAACAAACGCGUUCAUGGUGGUACGUGUUUGGCAACAACUACAGAGACAAAUCUGUCGCCGUGAUUAUGGGUUGAUUUCAUCAUCUCCGCCCCACGCACCGUCUCUUUCAACUCGUAUUCGCCUCCCCAGUCUGUCCAAAUCCACGCCUCUCACAUUCCGAUCGACAGAGUUGUGA
Molecule: messenger RNA, 777 nt
Organism: Yarrowia lipolytica CLIB122
Lineage: Eukaryota; Fungi; Ascomycota; Dipodascomycetes; Dipodascales
Source: RefSeq, a predicted model, not a curated record